AUGGGCUCUACUGCUGUCGAAUUCAAGAACACUGCCACCUCUACUCUGUUGGAGUUGGUGAAGAACCGUCGUACCUACUAUGGUCUCAAGGCUGAGAGCUCUAUUUCCGACGACGCCAUUGAGCGUAUUGUGCAGGACUCUGUGCUCCAUGUCCCCAGCUCUUUCAACACCCAGACUUCCCGUAUUGUGUUGCUUUUGAAGGAGGAGCACAAGAAGGUGUGGGAUAUUGCCAUCCAGGCUAUGGAGGGUCUUGUUGCUGCGGGUCACGUCCCUAAGGAGCAGUUUGAGAGCAGCACCAAGCCUAAGCUGGAGUCUUUCCGUGGCGCCUACGGAACUGUUCUGUUCUUCGUCGACUACGAGACUCUCGCUCCUAUCAAGGAGAAGUUUGCCCUCUAUGCCGACAAGUUUGACCCCUUCGCCCUGGAAUCGAACGCCAUGUCCCAGUACCUCGUUUGGCUUGCCCUGGAGUCUGAAGGUUUCGGUGCCAACCUCCAGCACUACAGCCCCCUGAUCGACGAGCAGAUCGCCAAGACCUGGGGCCUGCCCGCUUCGUGGAAGCUGGAUGCCCAGCUGGUCUUCGGUACUCCCACCUCCCAGCCCGAUGAGAAGGUCUUCGAGCCCCUUGAGAACCGUUUCAAGGUCUUUGGCAAAUAG
Messenger RNA from Penicillium argentinense, 654 nucleotides. Its product is annotated as Nitroreductase family protein. The transcript is spliced from 3 exons. Gene Ontology annotation, biological process: cellular response to oxidative stress. The record is from RefSeq and is a predicted model, not a curated record. The coding region runs from base 1 to 654 and encodes 217 amino acids. Lineage: Eukaryota; Fungi; Ascomycota; Eurotiomycetes; Eurotiales; Aspergillaceae.